AUGAGCGGCACCAAGAGCAGCGCCAGCGCAUCCUCCUCCUCGAAAGCAGCGUCCAAAGAAGAGAAGAAGGAAAAAGAGGAGGACGAGAUGAAAGUCGUCGUCAGCGCGGCGGAAAAAGAGGAAAAAGAAGAUUUAAAGACGACGACGGAAAAUGUUGCGGACGAGGACGAGGACGAGGAGAAGAAAGCGUCGAACAAAAGCAAGACGAAGAGUACCUCUGAUGUGCAAAGGCUCCCGAGACCGUCGCGAGAGAAACACGAAACCGCGAUGAAAAGGUUGAACGAACAAAUCGAGGAGAGGAAAAAAACGAUCGAAUCGGCCAAAAGCAAAAUCAAAGUCUUGAGAGACGGACGAGAAAAAGAGCAAGCGAAAUACGCACCGAUUCGAUCGAAAUUAAACGAGUUAGCCGCGCAAUGUCAAAUUUUGAUGCAAACGAGAGAUGCGUGUAGGAAAGAAGUUCAAGCUUUGGAUAACAUGGGGAAAGGCGAGAGAGACGGCGGUUCCGGGAACCGAGGAGGAGGGAAGAGCGCGGAGCAAAUCGACGCGGAGAUGGCGAGAAUCGAAGACCAACUUUCGCACGAAACGAUGAGUUUGAAGGAAGAGAAAGUCUUGGUGGAGAAGAUUAAGCAGUUGAAUAAGAUGAAGGAUUCGGCGAGAGCGAUGGCGGCGAAGCAGGCGCAGAUUACCGGGACGGACGGGUCGAGGAAGGCUAUGCAAGAAAAGGCGAAAGCGAAGGACGUGGAGAUCAACGCGAACAAAGCGGAGCAGCAAAAACUGAAGAACGAAAUCGAUAAGAUUCGCGGCGUAGAGGGAGGUGGCAACAACAAGAAUAAGAAAGAAAAUGGUAAAAGUGGUAAUAGCGGCGGCGGCGAUAACUUCAACAAGAACGUGAAAGCUUUAGAAUCAGAAAGAGACGGCGCGUAUAAGCAAAUCUUGAAGAUUCGGAAAGAAAUGGACGAUUUGCGAGACGAUUUUAAGAAGAAAAACAACGAGUGGUUGAAGAGAGAGAAAGUCUUUCGCGCGGAACGAGACGCGGAGUAUGCGUCGGAGAAAAAAGCGUCGGAAGAGAGGAAAAAGCAGUGGGAAAGAGAAAACGCUCCGGAACCGUUCGAGGCGGAAAUUUCUUCGUGCGACCAGUUGGUGAGUUUCUUGCAAAAGUUCUUACCGAAAAGUGCACCGGCGGAAGCGACGUCCUCGUCGUCUAAAAACGGAAGCGCGGAGGACUUGACCGCGAAGUUGUCCGGUCUGAAAAUGGUCAACAAGAGAGACAAAGACGAAGAGAUGGACGAUUUGCUCUCCAUGACUGGUACGCUCACGAAAGCGAAGAAGAACAAAGUCAACGCGAUGAAAAACGCGGGACCUAAACCGCCAAAGGAAACCGACAAAGUGAACCUAUCUUUAGACGCGUACGGUAUGUUUGGUAAAGUUGGCAUUUCCGCGCCGUUAAUAGUUGGCGAGGUGCCCAGAUGUGUAGAAUUGCUCAACGAGAAGAAGGAAGAAUUCUUGGAGAAGCGAAAGGUGAAGAAAGAGCGCAUCGCCGCCGGAUUAGAAGACCCCGUCGUCGAAGAGGAGUCCAAAGACGAAGAAAAGAAAGAAAAAAACGGCGAGAAGAACAAGAAUAAAAAGAAAGGUGGUGGUGAUGGUGGUGGAGGCAAGAUGCUCGUGACGGUAUCGUUCGAAGUCAAGGAGGACGAGAAGACGGUGGUUGUUUCGAUUUCGCCGAAAAAAGAGGAUUAG
This is a messenger RNA of Bathycoccus prasinos, 1737 nucleotides long. RefSeq lists its product with no specific name. Gene Ontology annotation, biological process: intracellular mRNA localization. The transcript has a single exon. Gene Ontology annotation, cellular component: endoplasmic reticulum; ribonucleoprotein complex; nuclear outer membrane-endoplasmic reticulum membrane network. Lineage: Eukaryota; Viridiplantae; Chlorophyta; Mamiellophyceae; Mamiellales; Bathycoccaceae. The record is from RefSeq and is a predicted model, not a curated record. Gene Ontology annotation, molecular function: mRNA binding. Bases 1 to 1737 code for a protein of 578 amino acids.